AUGGCUUCAACUCCAAGACUUGCCAUGAAAACAAUAUUCCUCGUACUCAUCUUGGUCUCUUUUACUAUCUCUCCGGCAACUUCAACGGCGCCGGAAGACUGCGCAAGCGAGUCAGCGAACCCGUGCGUCAACAAGGCUAAAGCAUUGCCUCUCAAAGUCAUAGCAAUAGCAGCAAUCCUAGUUGCAAGUAUGAUUGGUGUUGGGGCUCCUCUCUUUAGCCGAAACGUACCGUUCCUUCAACCUGACGGGAAUAUUUUCACUAUUGUUAAGUGUUUCGCCUCGGGGAUUAUCCUUGGAACCGGUUUUAUGCACGUUUUGCCUGAUUCUUUUGAGAUGUUGUCAUCACUAUGCCUUGAAGAGAACCCGUGGCACAAGUUUCCGUUCUCUGGAUUUCUGGCUAUGUUGUCCGGUCUUAUUACUCUAGUCAUUGAUUCCAUGGCUACGAGCCUAUACACUAGCAAGCACGCAGCUGGGAUCGUACCACAUGGUCAUGGUCAUGGUCACGGCCGCGAAAAUGAUGUGACCUUACCAACAAAAGAUGGUGAUUCCAGUAGUGCACAACUCUUACGAUAUCGAGUCAUUGCUAUGGUAUUGGAACUUGGAAUCAUAGUUCAUUCUGUAGUCAUUGGACUAUCUUUAGGAGCAACAAGUGAUAUUUGCACUAUUAAAGGACUCAUCGCAGCUCUUUGCUUUCAUCAAAUGUUCGAAGGCAUGGGUCUUGGUGGUUGCAUUCUCCAGGCUGAGUAUACGAACUUGAAAAAGUUUCUUAUGGCGUUCUUUUUCGCGAUAACAACACCAUUCGGAAUAGCUUUAGGGAUCGCUCUUUCUACUGUUUAUAGAGACAACAGCCCCAGUGCAUUGAUUACUGUUGGAUUACUCGAUGCAUGCUCCGCGGGAUUGCUCAUCUACAUGGCCCUUGUCGACCUUCUAGCUGCCGAGUUUAUGGGACCAAAGCUUCAAGGUAGCGUCAAAAUGCAAAUCAAAUGCUUUAUUGCAGCUCUUCUAGGGUGCGGUGGCAUGUCGAUCAUCGCCAAAUGGGCUUAA
This is a messenger RNA of Eruca vesicaria subsp. sativa (arugula), 1044 nucleotides long. NCBI's taxonomy places the organism in Eukaryota, Viridiplantae, Streptophyta, Magnoliopsida, Brassicales, Brassicaceae. The record is from the annotation of a GenBank genome assembly.